AUGCCUAUAGUGGAUUAUGAACGAGAAUUCCUGAGAUUGAGUAUAUAUGCAACUGAAUUUGUACCGACUGAAGUUGACAGAUGCAAGCGAUUUCUAAGAGGACUGCGAGAUGAAUUUCAACUGCAAUUGAUGCCUCUACGGAUUACAGAGUUUGUAGACUUAGUAGAAAGAGCUAAAAUGAUUGAGAAAAUGCUAGGAAAGAGUAAAAAGUACAAAACUGCCCGUUCAAUUGGAAAACAUCCUGGAACUGUUAGUUUAAGUCCGCAAUUCAAACGAUCAAGGGAAUCUUGGGGUAGUGGAAGAUUCAGUUCAAGAUCAGAAAGAGGAGACAGAAGUCGAGAGAGACAAACUACUGUAUCUACUGGCAGUAUCAGAAGCCCAACUCAGAAUACUAAAAUUCCAGAAUAUUGCCCGAAGAUUAAUAAAGCAGUACCAAUGGUUCCUCAGAAAUCUGAAUCUGCAUCUAGAGGUCGAGGUUCAGGCCGAAGUGGUUCAGUUGCUAGAGGAGCUGAAAGCCAGUGUAGUAAAAUUCGAACUGUAUGUGAAUUUCCUGAUGUGUUUCUUGAAGAAUUGUCUGGAUUAUCUCCUGAUCAGGAAAUUGAAUUUGUGAUUGAAGUAUACCCAGGUACAGAUCCAGUGUCAAUACCUCCAUAUCAAAUGUCACCUACUAAGUUGAAGGAGCUGAAGUUUGUGGUAGUUUUCAUUGAUGAUAUCUUGGUAUACUCCAAGAUUGAAGAGGAGCUUGAGCAACAUCUUCGAAUUGUUUUACAGACACUACGAGAAAAGCAAUUAUAUGGAAAAUUGAGUAAAUGUGAGUUUUGGCUAUCAGAGGUUGUGUUUCUUGGCCAUGUGCUAUCGACAGAUGGAAUUAGAGUGGAUCCAAAGAAGAUUGAAGCCAUGCUUCAGUGGAAAGUUCCUAAAAAUGUGUCAGAGUGUCAGAAAAGUUUUGAAACGUUGAAGCAAGUGUUAAUAGAAGCACCAGUAUUGACUUUACCGGAGUUGGGAAAAGAUUUUGUUGUGUACGGUGAUGCUUCCUUAAAUGGUCUCGAGUGUGUACUGAUGCAAAGUGGAAAGGUAAUUGCUUAUGCUUCAUGA
Molecule: messenger RNA, 1095 nt
Organism: Gossypium arboreum
Lineage: Eukaryota; Viridiplantae; Streptophyta; Magnoliopsida; Malvales; Malvaceae
Exons: 5
Coding region: 1-1095 (364 amino acids)
Source: RefSeq, a predicted model, not a curated record